Lytechinus pictus (painted urchin) is the source of this 6548-nucleotide messenger RNA. Its product is annotated as death-associated protein kinase 2-like. Gene Ontology annotation, cellular component: nucleus. Bases 1 to 1227 code for a protein of 408 amino acids. Gene Ontology annotation, molecular function: ATP binding; protein serine/threonine kinase activity. The record is from RefSeq and is a predicted model, not a curated record. The transcript is spliced from 4 exons. Lineage: Eukaryota; Metazoa; Echinodermata; Echinoidea; Temnopleuroida; Toxopneustidae. Gene Ontology annotation, biological process: protein phosphorylation; intracellular signal transduction; positive regulation of apoptotic process.
AUGGCGACAGCGAACGCUUAUUGGGGGCAUAAUGUUUUCAACUUGACAGACUCAAGUGCAUGGGACGUUGAGGAUAUUCCAGGUUUAAUCUCAUUACAGCCUCAGAAUAUAUUACUAACAUCCAAAGAGACCAGUGAGAGUGACAUCAAACUAAUAGACUUUGGAAUUGCACGCUACCUCAACAACGGAGAAGAGAUACGGGACAUUCAGGGCACCCCUGACUAUGUUGCUCCCGAGAUCCUUAACUAUGAACCCAUCACGCUGUCUACCGACAUGUGGAGCAUCGGUGUCCUGACCUAUGUCAUGCUCACAGGGAUCUCACCCUUCGCUGGAGACACCAAGCAAGAGACCUUCCUCAACAUCUCCCAGCUCAACAUGGAGUUUGCUGAGGAGGACUUCAGCAGCCACUCCCCAGAGGCCAGGGACUUCAUCCAGAGUCUCUGCGUCAUUGAUGCGGAGAAACGCCUGACUGCAAAAGAGUGCCUUGAUCAUCCCUGGAUCCAGAAAUUCAGCAACGUGCCUGUCACCCGGGAGCUUGAUGCCAAUGAGAAUGUGACGCAGCAAGACACCGAAGUCUCUCCCCUCACCAUCAGCGUGGUCAUCCAGAACAACGAUGACAACGAUAUCCUCAAGAAGAAGGAGAUGGAUGAUGAGAACGACAACUACCUGGAAAGCAGAACCGAAGAUCACAUCUCACUAAAGGAGGAGAAACCUCAGAAUGACGUAGUCCAGGAUUCUGAAGACAGUUCAGAUGCCACAUGCAGAGUUGGUGCGAAUGAGUCCACUCCAGAUAUGGACAUUCACAUGGAUAUUGAAAACAAAGACACAGACACUCAUGAGGACCACUCAAAGAUUCAGGAAGAGGUCCAGGUUUUAUCUCAGUAUUCAAAUGGCAUCAAGGUUUUAGACCAUGAACUUGUAGAGAGGCGGGAAUAUCCUCUUGUCUCGCAACCAAGGCAAGUAGUCAUCGAGAGUCGAGAGGACUCUCCUGCAGUUCCUGUGCAGAUGGAAAGUGGCGUUCUUGGGGAUACAAAGUGCAGGAGCUGCAACAGGUUGCACCCAGAAUCACAAAGUGCCUCUGAUAGGAGUAGGUCACCGUCAUCCAGCCCCAUGGGUACGCGGCGGACCCUCUGCCCAAGCAAGGAGAACUUUCCCAAAGAAAUCCGAGAACCCAAGAGGUUCUGCCUUGAAGUGGUACCUCAACAACCUGGUCAAGUUGUCUGUUGAUCAAUUCAGCAUCCCAGAACAAUCCAACAUAUUUAUUCUAGAUAUUGCUUUUUACCUUCGUUCUAAAGUCAUUUUUUCCACUAAACAAUCAUUUGGGAGCAUGUUAGUGUAGGGAACAGUUUUACAUUCUUGGCGUUGAUAGAGGUUUCAUUUCAAAUCAUCUUCGGGAUGUUUAUAAUCAUUGAAUUUUAGUGUAAUCAUAAUGAUAAAGAUUUAAUGCGAAUGUGUACAAUAUGAUAUUAUUCAAAUUCAUGACAGUGCUGAGCACUUGGUAAUUAAAAAUUAUGGUACCAAAGUAAGAAUGUACAUGUACUUGAAGAAGUUGUUUAGUCUUGUUGAUUCAAGGCUGUUGUAAUCUAAUAGCUUGCUGUAUGCAGAGAUUAGUUCUGUGUAAAUUCAUGUUACAUCUAAAGCUUCCAACCUAAGCAACAUAAGUGAAAGGGUGCUAUAUGUAUUCUAUGUGUAAGUAUUAAGAAUAACUAUGCAUUUUUUUAAAAUACAAUUCAUCAUGAUUCCAUUUGGUGUGCAGACCAAAAUAAAAGAUUUGUCUUCGCAGAGGAAAUGGGAGAUAAGAAAUGUGCUUUUGAUGUUGCAUGCUUGGUGAUAUUGUGUAGAAUAUAUUUACAGCAUGUCUUACCACAUACGAGCGAUUCCAUAAGAUAAACAUGUACACGUGGAUGCGAGACAACUAGCUUUUUGUACCAUUGAAUGAAAUUGCUUUGUUCCUAAUUCAGAAAUAAUGAUAAUAAUAAUUAUUAUAACAUUUAUAAGGCACUUAAAUGGAGAUGUUUCUAAGCACUCAAUUUUCUGAUUAUUAAUUGAUUACCGGGAUUAUAAGAACAAAAGUGUAAUCAAUAAAACCAAUAAAUAUAUUUUACCAAAUUUUAGAUUAAACAAAUACAAGAACAAAAUGAAACAAAGGUUUGCUUCUCAAUAUAGACCAACCAACCCAUAACUGAUAUCAAGCUAGUGGAAAUAUCUAGAUAUUGGGAAGAUGGGUCUUUAGCAUAAUAGGAACAAAUGGAGGAGAAAAUUAAAUAAGUUUGAUCUCUUAAUUAUUUUGUCUUUUUUUUGUAUUCUAUAUUAAAUUGCAUAGAAUAUGUCAUUUUGAACCUAAAAAGGACCAAAACUCAUGAACUCCGAAGAGAAUCAAUGAAUGGGGGAAAAGAAUUAAUCUUAUUUCUUCCAGAAUUUCACUUUUAUGAUCAUGGAAUGGACCAACUUCAAAACUAGCAUUAUGAUAAUUUUUGUUGUCGUCCUCUUAACUUAAACUUAAUCCCAGCAACUCAAUUAGGGUCUCAGGAAACCCUGAAAAUUUGAUACUCAGAUUUCAACAUACUGCUUCUAUUCUACUGUUUUUGAAGUAUAUAUAUAUAUAUUAUCAUUUAUUUAUAUUCAUGACUGAGUUUCUUCGUUGUCUUGGUUAUAUAUUCUGACAAUGUCCUGAUGUUUAUUUAUAUUUUAGAUUUUAAUUGUUUCUUUUAUUGUGCGUGAUAUUAUAUCUUCAUGAUUUUGUUUAGGCCUUUGUUGCUUUUGUUGACAGUAAAGUUCUCAAAUAGGGAAGUUGUGUUGUUUAUGAGGAGGUUGUAACACAAUUGGAGUUGCUACCUUCUUGUACUCAUUGAAAAUGUCUUCUGUUUUUUAUAUGAAACUCUGUGUCGUCUGUGAGGAACCAACCCCUCAUCAUGUUGUAAAGGAACCAAGUUGCAAUUCAUAAAAGAAUACAUUUUCUUAAUAUUGUUAGUUAUCAAUUAUAUGUUGUAAACAGUUGACGUCCCAUCUGCCAUUUGACAUACAUGUAGUAGGUCUUUAUAUGUAUGUUUAGUUGAAAGAAUGGGAGCUCAAGAGGGAAUAUUACAUGUAGGUUUUGUUUUGUAACAAUGUUCUAUUUGAACUGUACUUUUUUGUUGUCGUUUUCCAUGUUAUGACAAUUCUUUUUCCAAUGAUUAUCUCUUUAUCUUUUGUUUGUUUUUGGUUUUGAAAGUCAGGAGUUUUGUAUUCAUAGAUGAAGCAGGGCAUUUUAGACAUUUGUUGAACAUCAUUAUGCUAAUUAUAAAUUCAGUGAUGCACACUAUAUAUACAUUUACACACUUUAAUGAAUUAUCACUCAAAAAGUACAUCACCAGUGACUGUAGACACUUCAAUUGUCCCUAAAAAGAACCAUAUGUGUUUUUAGCAGUGUCAUUUACAUUUGAACAUUUUGAAUGUAGUAUUGUCAAUUGCAUUUGGAGUGGCAGAUGUCUCUAAUGAGUCUGUCUGUUAUAAUUGAAAAGAAAAAAAUUAGUGCUAGCAACAUUGCAGAACUUCAUGAAUAACUUUUUGCAAAGGGAAUCCCUUGAUCCUCUUUUAAAACAGAUUGAAGAAAAAAAUCUAAACCACACUGAAGAAUUGUAGCUGUAUGUUUUCAUUAUUUGUUUUCUUUUCAAAGUUCAGAACAUCAGUUGCAGUUCUGAGGAUGAUCACAAGUUAUUUUACGAUCCACUUUUGGCUUUUCACCAUAAAACUGUUAUUGUUAAAAAAAUGUACUGAAUGUGAAAUUUCAAGGGAAGAUAAAACAUACAUCGAUAUUUAUAUUCAUACACCUGAUAGAAUUUACUCCAAAUGAUGAUUCAUUUGAUUUAUUGUUACUGCUCAAUCUUGUUUACAUUAUCACUCCAAUGUUGUCAUUCUUGGUCUUAGAGGGUUACUUUCUUUAAUAGUUUAUUGUCUCAAAUUUUCUCCAUUGUGACUAUACUCCUUGUUGGAAUGUUAUGAUUUAUUUUUGUUUACACGAUGUGCUCCUAUUGUAGUCCUUAAAUGCCUCAUGUUGGGUAAUACUGCCAAAAAGUCAAAGUUCAGUUGUAUAGUAGCAAUGUAUUUGUAAGUAGUAUAUUAUAAAAGAACACUUUCUCAAAGGUUACACUAAAAUAGUUUCAGAAAACCGUAUAUCAAUAAUUCAGAUGGUUGUUGAAAGCUACACAUAUUCUUUUAUUUAUUGGUUAUUAGCAGAUUUUCUCAUCAAUAUUAAUACCCAGUUUGAUAUGGCUUACUCCAAACUAUCAGUUACAGGUGUAAGAUUGGGUUGCGCGAUUCCCCGAACCCAUCAGGAUUAUCAGAUGGUUUGAAGUAAACCUUUGAUAAUUAGUUUUAUUAAAGAGCGCCCUCACUUGAGUUUUCUUUAGAAGGAUGUCUUUAGAAAUAUUUGGGAAAAUUAGUAAAAUAGAAUAUUAGGAGAUACAUACAUGCAUAAAUGAAUAAUUCAGUUACUAGAAAAUACCUGUAUCUUUUCUAUAGUUGAGAAACAUUAGGAUGUUGACCACUAUUAAUAUUUAAUUCAUUUAGUUCAGUUUUCAAAUGUUAGUGUUGACGGUCUUUUCCUUCCCUUUUUUUAUGAGUACGCCAUUCAAGAUGUCUGAUGUAUUACUUUAUCUUUGUGACCACAUGUUUUUUAGAGUAUUCCUGUAUAUGCCUAUGUAUAUUUUGUGUUCUCAAAGUUUUUAUUUAUGCGUGAUACUCGUAAGUGAAGGGAGAUAGUAUUAUUAUAUUUAUCUGUAAGAUCUGUUAGUCAUAUUUUGCAUCAUAUUUCGUUUUCUCUGAUCAGAUUGUCACUCAUCCCUGAUAGAGGUAUAUCUCAAACCAUGGUCUAAUUUUUACAGUUUUCUCAUGUGCAGACAGGGCCCUGUAACAUACAGAGAUACAAUCAAUAUUUACAAUCAAUUGUAACCCUUUGUACGUGGUUUGCCAUAUAAUUACACUUUGAUUAUUUGUACAAUUGAUUUUAUCUUUUAUGUUUCCGGGCCCGGUGUAACAUAAGGAGAUACCAUUUAUAUUGACAAAUGAUCACAACUUUUUGUAUGUGGUUUUCAAUAGACUUUACAUUUCAUGCUUGAUUAUAGAAUUAAUUGCAUUUUAGUGUAACAGAGCCCAGAAGUGACACGCCUCUCGUCUCAUUGCAUUAUUAGAGUUAAAUUAAUCCUCUAUACAGAAUAUGACCCUUUUAUGCUACUUUUUAGGUUUGAUUCAAGAAGAAAAUCAUCUAAGUUGAGAGAAUGUAAUAUUGCUGUCACGGUUAUGUCUGAUCAAACUGUCUUUUAUCCAGUAUGUCCACUGUUUGUAUUUGGGUCAUGAUUCACUAACGGUUAAAAUCAGUUUCUAGAGGUUGUAUACCAAUCAAAUAUCUGAAAAUGUUGUCUUAUUCCUCACUUAAAAUUGAUUACAGCUGUUGGUGAUUCACCCCUUUGAGAAGCUACCAAUAUGUUUGGUAAUAGCUUUUUUAUGUUAUUAUAAUUUACAAAACAGUAUUCAUGUCUCUUUUAGAAUUGACAGCUUGUAGUAUUUUGAGAUGUUCCAUUGGUGCUGAUAUGCUGGGAGAUUGGUUUUGGAUAUUGUCUUGAGGGGAAAAUUCAUGAACUCUAAGAUUUGCAUUUUUCUUGUUGACAAAAAGAAAAUGUUACAGAAUUUGGUACCCUUUAAAGAUGAGAGUUUUUCUCUGGCCUAGAAUUUAAACUGUGUUGGAAGCUUGUCUUGAAAUGAUUGUGUUGAUAGGUUAAGUAUGAAGGAACCUAUGGGUAUGCCGAAGGGUUAUGCAGUCACCGACAUAAGAAAUGACUUGUAGAUUCUGCCGGAAGUCAACUGCAUCACUCUUAGAAAGGAAUAUACAUAAGUUUUCAGCCUGAAAAUUUGUGUCAAUUCCUUUAAUUCUAGUAGUUCUUCGGAGGACACCGGGUGGUUGUUUCAUGAAGAUGUUUGUAAGUUACGAACAACUCUACGCUCGACUGGUGAUACCUUCUUGUGCUAUAAAUAAAUGAAUGAGAAUCAGGUAAGUACCCAAGAAGGUAUCACCAGUCGUUCGUAAAGUCAUUCGUAACUUGCGAACAGCUUUAUGAAACGCCAACCUGGGCAGAGGACAUUUGAUGUGUGAGCCUUUUGUGGUGGAACUGUGUCGAUGAUAUUCCUCCAAAAUGAAAAUAUAAGUUUAUCUAAUCUUCCAACCAUUUGAGAAUUAUUCAUUGCAAUGAAGUGAAUGUUGAGGAUUAUGCAAACACUUCAGAUGUUCAACUCAUUUCAGAAAACAUUGGUUUGUGAGAUAACUCUGAGAAAUUAUGCAACAGCUGUCUGUAAAUAUUACUAUGUCACUUCCAUGAAGUAGGCCUGUUACCGUGAUGAAGGAAUAAUCUUGGAUGUUACCUUGCAUGGUCGAGACUUAAUGAUUCUCACAAGAUUGUUUUAACCGUAUUGCUUGCAGUCUGAGAGUAUGUCAGUGAAGGGAUUUGAUUUGAAUUUUCGUGGCAGAGAAAAAAAAGAAAUAUACAAAUAAAUCAGUUAGCUGUGAUGCACCAUGA